CAAACUCACACACAUAAACUGAUAAACAGAAACAAAAACAAAAGAAAAAAGAUGGGAAUCAUUAGUAAGAGUGUUUCUCUAACUCUCUUAGCACUUUUAUGCUUCACUUCAUCUGUUUUCACCUUAGGAGUGAAUCAACCUGGUUCAUCAGAUCCCUUCCAUAGCCAUCCCCAUCACCUUCCCAUACCUCCGGUCACAUUACCAACUCUCCCACCGGCCAAAGCUCCCAUCAAACUACCAACACUCCCACCGACCAAAGCUCCGAUCAAACUACCAACUCUUCCACCGGCCAAAGCUCCCAUCAAACUACCAGUCUACCCACCAGCCAAAGCUCCGAUCAAACUACCAACUCUUCCACCAGCCAAAGCUCCGAUUAAGUUACCAACUCUCCCACCGAUCAAACCUCCAGUUCUCCCACCAGUUUACCCUCCUAAGUACAACAGGACCCUAGUGGCCGUUCGAGGUGUGGUCUACUGCAAAGCCUGCAAGUAUGCGGGCGUCAACAACAUCAAAGGCGCUAAACCCGUUAAAGAUGCGGUGGUGAGACUUGUGUGCAAGAACAACAAGAACCCAAUAUCGGAGACAAAGACGGACACGAAGGGAUACUUCAUGCUCUUGGCCCCUAAGACGGUGACCAACUACGAUAUCAAAAAUUGCCGAGCUUUCCUCGUGAAGUCGCCGGACGCCAAAUGCAGCAAAGUGUCAACGUUCAAUGGUGGAUACAAGGGCUCCGUUCUAAAGCCGGUCUUGAAACCAGGAUUUUCCUCAGCCAUUAUCAAAAAGUUCAAGUACGGUGUUUACAACGUUGGUCCAUUCGCAUUCGAACCUACCUGCCCCAAAUGAGAUGGUUUUAAUAGCUACUUAUACUUUUAUUAAUUAAUGUUUGUGUUGGAUGCAUCAGCUUGGGUUCUUUGUAUGGGAUUUUGUGUUAGUGUCUUUCAAAUUUGCUUCUUAAAUAAAAAAACGGUGACGAU
Arabidopsis arenosa is the source of this 974-nucleotide messenger RNA. The record is from the annotation of a GenBank genome assembly. NCBI's taxonomy places the organism in Eukaryota, Viridiplantae, Streptophyta, Magnoliopsida, Brassicales, Brassicaceae.